GUUUCUAAUCCUGUGUGUUAAUAGUGAUAUUGCAAUGAAUAACCUUGUGUAUAUGUAGAAAUCACUUUGCAUAUGUGUUAUUCUCAUCAUGAAUAAAUUCCUAGAAGUAGAAUUGCUAGUCAAAGAGUAUGUGCAUUUGUAAUUUUGAUCAGCAUUACUAAAUUGUCUUGGAGAGUACCACUUUACACUCCCAGGAUUAAUACAUGAAAAUGGCUGUUUCUCUAUACCAUUAACCUUAUCAGUUCUACAGUGUUAACAUACUUUUUGACCUUUGCUAAACUAAUAGAUGAAAAAUGAUCAUUGCAGUGCAGUUAUAAUUUGUAUAUGUCUUAUUAGACUGAGGUUGCAUAUCAUUCCAUAUGCUUACAGCUUAUACUAUUUUUUUCUAUGGGAUUAUUUUGCUUUUUCUGGGAACUCUAUAUAUUUAGCUUUUUGAAUAUAAGCUGCACUUUUUUUUGCAUUUUGUAAUUUAUCUUUUGAUUUUGUUUAAGGUGGGUUUCGUCAUGAAUAAAUGUUUUAUAUUUAUGUGUUUGAGUUUAUCUAAAGUAUAGGAUUUUACAUAGUAAAAUUUUAUUUUAGGCAAUAGUUCAGCAUAUGUGAAAAUGUUAAAUUUCUGAAAGAACAUACAAGAAGUUGGUAACAUUGGUUACCUUUGGGUAGCUAGAGUUACCUCUCUAGGUUGUGGGGGAAUCUGUUUUUUUCUUUUCUUCUCUUUUUCAAAUUCUUAAUAACUUUAGAACAAAAAGAAGAAAAACAAACCGAAACCUGCCGCAGAACCGAGUAACAACAUCCCAGAUUCUAGCAAAUCAGUUUCCAUUCAAGAGGAACAGUCUGCGCCUUCCUCAGAAAAAGGUGCUAUGAAUGGCUACCAUGUCAAUGGUGCCAUCAAUGACAGUGAGUCUGUGGACUCACUCAGUGAAGGUUUGGAGACACUUUCAGUAGAUGCCAGAGAAUUAGAGGAUCCUGAGUCUGCCAUGCUAGAUACGCCGGAUAGAACGGGAUCCAUGCUGCAGAAUGGUGUCUCUGAUUUUGAGACCAAGUCUUUGACUAUGCACUGUAUUCAGAAUUCUCAACAACCCAGGAAUGCUGCCAAAUCUCUCUCAAGACCUACCACAGAAACUCAGUUUUCAACUAUGGGGAUGGAAGAUGUUCCCCUCUCCACCAAUAAAAAGCUAAGUUCCAAUAUUGAAAAAUCUGUGAAAGACCUCCAGCGCUGCACAGUGUCUCUUGCACGGUAUCGAGUUGUAGUUAAAGAAGAGAUGGAUGCUUCCAUUAAGAAAAUGAAACAAGCCUUUGCUGAAUUGGAGAGCUGGUAAGUUAAGCUGCAUUUGGUA
Messenger RNA from Piliocolobus tephrosceles (Ugandan red Colobus), 1334 nucleotides. Its product is annotated as spermatogenesis-associated serine-rich protein 2-like. NCBI's taxonomy places the organism in Eukaryota, Metazoa, Chordata, Mammalia, Primates, Cercopithecidae. Bases 858 to 1316 code for a protein of 152 amino acids. The record is from RefSeq and is a predicted model, not a curated record. Gene Ontology annotation, cellular component: cytoplasm. The transcript has 3 exons.